AUGGCCAGCACAACAAAUGCCAGCAGCAGCAAUGCAAGAAAGAACAGUAUGGUAUGCUGCUCGUCUUCUUCAGGAUUACCGCAGCCGAUCGCUAUGCCACGGAGAUGGGGAAGCCUACCACCUUAUAUGGAUUGGAGGCUUUGGGGAAACCUUCCAGAUGAUCUAGUCGAGAGGGUCCUUGCUUGGCUCCCCAUACCUUCUUUCUUCCGCUUACGGUCCGUUUCCAGGCGAUGGCGGUCAAUCAUGUAUUCGAAAGGCUUCAUGGAAAUGUGUGCCGACGUGCCACCGAGGGGUUUGUUCUUCCUAAAAGUUGCCAGGUGCCGAUGUAGAAUGGUAGCUGCAUACUACCCCUCUGGGAACAAGUGGUUGAAUAUCCCGAUUGGUUUUCUGCCCUCUCAAGUCAGCGUUCCUGCAGCUUCUUCCAAAGGACUUAUGUGUUUUAUAGCUACUCAGUAUACUGAUGGAUAUAGCGUUCUACUCGUUUGCAAUCCAUUGACCAGGUGCUGGAAGGCACUACCACCUAUGACAACGCGUAGGUACCCUUUUGUGGUAGCCCUGGUCACUGACAGGAAGCUAAGUGCUUACAAAGUUAUUGUUGCGGGAGACUAUAAUUCCUUUGAUAAUAGGCGGACCACGGAGGUUUAUGACUCUGUUACCUCGACAUGGAAACAAUCUGGCCCUCUUCCACGAGAAGAGGAGAUUACAAAAAACAUAGUCGCCUGCAAUGGUUAUUUAUUUUGCUUAAGCCGAGGACCUGGGAAUGGCUUGCUAGCGUACAGCUUGCAGCAGGAAAUCUGGAUUAAAGUUCGAACAGGCAGAAUGCCAGGAUACUCUAAGUUUCGGCAUCUGGUCGAGUGCAAUGGAAGAAUCAUUAUUGUCGGAAAGGCGUUAAGAAGGCAGGUCCUCGGACUUUAUAUAUGGCACCUGGACCCGCCCACAAUGAAGUGGAAGGAGCUGGCAAAAAUGCCCCAGCCACUUUCCGAACAAUUUUUUCGGACGCAGUCGGAGUGCUUCUUUUGCAGCGCCCUUGGAGACCAGAUAUUCAUCAGCAGAUUUUUCUGCGACAUAGGACUAUUAUACAAUAUCAGUCAUGACACAUGGCAAUGGAUCCCGGAUUGCCCCAAGAUAGCGAAUCCAUUCAUUCUCACCUUGGAACCAGGUUUCGAUGCAGUUUACUAA
Messenger RNA from Selaginella moellendorffii, 1179 nucleotides. RefSeq names its product F-box/kelch-repeat protein At5g15710. The coding region runs from base 1 to 1179 and encodes 392 amino acids. Gene Ontology annotation, molecular function: protein binding. Lineage: Eukaryota; Viridiplantae; Streptophyta; Lycopodiopsida; Selaginellales; Selaginellaceae. The record is from RefSeq and is a predicted model, not a curated record. The transcript has a single exon.